ACACAAUAGAAAGUAUAAACGAGUAAUAUAUUAUGGGUUCUGUGGUGCCUCCUGGGUCCACGGUGAUCUAUCUAACUUCAGAGGAUGAAGCCGAGGAGAGAGACGAUUUUUCCGGAAUUGAAGACCGUCGGAAGGGGUUGCAAGGAGGAGAUCUAGAAGGAGAAGAAGAGGAAGAGGAAGAAGAAGAAGAACUAGAAGACGGUCUGGAAGAAAGGCUGGAAGAAGAUCUGAGGGAUGUAUUGGCAAUAGAUGAGUCGGACUCGGACUACUCACGUACAAAACGUCAAUUGUUUGGAGGACCCCCGGAAGUCAUAGAUGUGGAUAGUGAAGAAGAAUUGGAUCCUGAGCAGGUCUCAAGGAAAAGACAUAGAGCUAGUUUAGAACGUCUUGGGAUGAGAAAUAACGGAGAUAUGAGUAAUCUGGAAACAAAUUUGGCACCUCAGGCGGCAUUCACGUCGAACCCUAGCAGUGUAGGGACGUCGAAUGAUCCCUCGGAUAUCGAUGAUGACAUCAUCGAGGUGCCCGCCGAGGAGGCGGUCAAAAGAAGGUUUAAAACCACAUCCUUCGAACAACCUAAUAGAAGGGUGGACCCUCAGUAUAAUGGGCCAGCACCCGUGAUACAUUUCGAAGGUGGGGGAAACCAAGCGGUGGUGCUGCUGGAGAUGGAAACCCAACGGAUAGCAAGACUUCAAAUAUGUCGAGAAGAACAACGGAAACUUUCCACGGACUAUGCCAAGGUGAACACGGAGAACAGUAAGGCGUUGAGGAAGAGAAUGGAGAUUGCCACGAGCUUGAACCAAUUGUCCCAGGAGAGAAUGGCGUUGUAUCAGGAGGAUGGAAACCGAGAAGGUGAUCCAACGCCACGGUUGCAACAUGUAGACAAUCAAAUCCGCCAGAAGUCUCGUGAAAUGUAUGAGUUGGACUCCUUCUCUGGGCGGUGCCGAUCGGUCAUUCAAUCGAUCACCAACCGGUUAUCGAUGGUGGUUCAGAACAUCCGCCUGUUGGAGGGGAGAUGGCAACAAUAUCAACAGUCCAACCAAAACAUAUUCCAGCAGCAACAGCAACCAUUUGCGUUUGGUAAUGGUGCUGCAGAUGACCAAGAUGGUGAGGUGCUCAGACAAAACCUCAUGGGAUUUACCAGUAAUGUUUAUUCGGACUCUGAUCAACAACAUUUGCAGAAUCUUUUGAACAACAUCCAACCGGAUGAGACCAAUGAGGAAGGGUUGGCGGCCACACCGGCCGCCAUGUCAAUCACCUUGUUAAAGCACCAAAGAAUGGGGUUGAGCUGGAUGGUUCGGAUGGAAGAGCUGAAGAGUAAGGGAGGGAUUUUAGCUGAUGAUAUGGGGUUGGGUAAAACCGUUCAAGCCAUAGCUUUAUUGGUUUAUCAGCCAGAUGAGAAGGAGAAGGUUGAUAAGGUGGAGAAGGUGGAGAAGGUGGAGAAGGUGGAGAAGAUUGAGAAGAUUGAAGAUAAAGAAAUUGACAUUAAAGACGAUUUUCUUGAUCGAAUAGGGAAAAUUGAAGAGAUUGAUGAAAAAUUAGAGUCUGGCAGACUCCCUGGACUUAAUCUAUCCAAACCUACACCGGUCAAACUACUCAAACGGAAGAAAUCCGGACCGUCCACCACGCUUAUCAUUGCUCCUGUAUCUCUUCUCAGACAAUGGGCAGCAGAAAUAGAAUCUAAAGUCAAACCUAGCUAUGCCCUUUCCAUAGCAAUCUACCAUGGAAAGGAUAAAAAGAAACUUGCACGAUGGAAGGACUUCUCGCGUGUUGACGUUGUGCUUACGUCGUACGGUACCCUUUCGCUGGAGUGGAAGAAACACUACAAAUCCGCCUUGGAGGAAGCCAAAGUUGGGAGGGAUCUGGCAGCAAUUCCAGACCUUAACGCGGGGGGAACAUCAUAUGUAUCGCCAUUUUUCGACCGUGACAGUGUUUUCCUCCGGAUCAUUCUUGAUGAAGCACAGGGAAUUAAAAACAAAUUGGCUAUAGCAUCCAAGGCUGUGCAUUGUCUCAAGGCAACGUAUAGAUUCUGUUUGUCCGGUACCCCGAUCCAGAACAACGUUGAAGAGUUGUAUCCGAUCCUUCGAUUCCUUCAAAUCAGACCGUAUAACUCAGAAAAAACGUUUAGAAAGGAUAUCCUGCUCCCGCUAAAAUCCAAAUCUGACAGUUAUGUCCAAUUGGACAAGACCAGGGCAUUGCAGAAACUCCGAGCUUUGCUCAAGGCCAUACUCUUAAGAAGAAUGAAAACCUCUUUGAUAGACGGUAAGCCUAUUCUUCAACUUCCGGAGAAACAUGUGGAGGAGGUUGAUGUGAAGAUGGGCAAGCUGGAACAGGAGUAUUACACUGCGUUGGAACUGGGGAUCAAGAAGAAGGCCGAGAAGUUGUUGAACCAAAGUAAAGUGGGAGCAUAUCUGAACAUCUUGACCAUGUUGUUGCGCUUGAGACAGGCGUGUUGUCACAGCUUUUUAGUUGAGAUUGGGGAAAUGAAGAAGAGAGAAGAGGGAGAGGAUGAGGCCGGCGUUUCAUUUGGUGGUCGUUCUUCCAGCGCUAAAGAUUGGGAGAAGAUGUAUGAAAUCACUCGCGGGAUGAAAAGAGAAAUUGUUGAGAGAGUCAAGAACAGUCUGGAUAAUGAAUCCAAACUGACACUCCUCAUCGAGGCGGAAGAGGCCGGGGAACCAGAUCCAACAAGCGAACCGGAUCUUUUCACUUGUCCAAUUUGCUUUGAUGUCUUGCUGUACUCCUCAGCAAUAAUUUUCCCCAACUGUGGGCAUAUGAUCUGUAAUAAUUGUAUACAUCCCUUCUUUGAAAGGUAUGAGGAGGGGGAUAACGAUGAAGGACGUCGUGUUGCGCGGUGUUUCUCGUGUGAUCUGCCCACUGUCCGGGAAACACAUUUGGUUGAAUACGGGAUGUUUGAACAAGUGUAUGUGGAGAAUCUCACCUACACGGAAGUCAUGCGACAUUAUGAAGAAUCGGGCGUGGGCAACGGGUCGGGGAAGACCUCAAAUUCACAGAAAAUUGCCCAAUUGGUCCGGGCGAAGGGGGGUAAGUUCAUACCUCUGGCAAAGAUUGAACGAUGCUUUGCAUUAAUUCAUGACAUUCUAAGAAACCGUCCGGGGGAAAAGAUCAUUAUUUUCCUGCAGUUUUUGGUUCUUUUUGACCUUAUGAAACUUGUGUUCAACCAUGAAGAGAUCCCCUUUUUGCGAUACGACGGUAGUAUGUCGUUGGAUGAAAAGAAUGCCACCAUCAAGAGGUUCUAUCAAGAGCCGGACAAGCGGGUUUUGCUUCUUUCACUUCGAGCCGGGAACGUUGGGUUGACGCUCACGUGUGCGUCGCACGUCAUCAUCAUGGAUCCCUUCUGGAACCCCUUUGUUGAAGAACAAGCACAAGAUAGAGCCCACCGUAUUGGUCAACAGCGGGAGGUGUAUGUGCAUCGGAUCUUGAUUCAAGGAACUGUUGAGAGCCGGAUCAUGGAGUUACAAGCGUCCAAGAAGAAAUUGGUGAGUGCUGCCUUUGAUGAUGAGGGAAUGAAGUCAGUCAGUAGGUUGGGUAGAAGAGAAUUGGGGUUCCUUUUCGGAUUGAACAGUUUAUAAGUGAUUACAGAGCCUGAGAGUGUAUGUGUUGUAUUCUAUUUAGUUGAGGAUGGGCCAAAUCUCAGGGAUUCAACUUGAAAGAAGAGGGCACAUGUAGUACCUGCGGGGCUGCUCGCGAGCCUACCCUCCGGGGGUAGUGGAACGCUCCGCUGGCCCCUACUCGGGGAGUGCCACUGCGUGGUGCCCAGCUCCUCUACGAGGAGGCUACUGACAGUCAGACCCUUUCCUCGCUAGAGGAACAGGAGCCCCCACGGCUAGUGGCCCACGGAGUGCCAGCGGAGCGGCUUACACCCCCGGAGGGUGAUACUUUUUCCUACCCUGCGGGGCGUUGCUCGUUCGUUGUAUGUAUUAUAUUUUAAUCUUAAUGCUAAUCAAAUGAAAGUCCAGGUGCCUUGCACUGUAAGACUUGUAGUUCCAGU
Molecule: messenger RNA, 4006 nt
Organism: [Candida] anglica
Lineage: Eukaryota; Fungi; Ascomycota; Pichiomycetes; Serinales; Debaryomycetaceae
Source: the annotation of a GenBank genome assembly